Entrophospora candida is the source of this 458-nucleotide messenger RNA. NCBI's taxonomy places the organism in Eukaryota, Fungi, Glomeromycota, Glomeromycetes, Entrophosporales, Entrophosporaceae. The record is from the annotation of a GenBank genome assembly.
UAACAGAUUCAGCAGGUGAAUACACAGCAGCUAGGAAGCAUCUUUGUAAAGCUUUUCAUGAGAAGGUCUUCCUCCCCUGUUAUGCUCAUCAACUCAACUUGUGUGUUGGAGAUUUGUUUAAAGAAUCAUCAAAUUUUAGUAGAGUUUCAAGCUUAGCAAUUGAUGUUAUUUCAACUUUUAGAAAAAGUACAUAUUUUAUGGGUCAAUUACGCACUGAACAAGAAUCAAUUUACAGAGGAAAAUAUGUUCAUUUAUCACUACCUUGUGACACAAGACGGAAUUCAUUUUUUCAUAGUUAUUUUAAUUUGUUAAAAACAAAAUCUGCACUUAAAUCUUUAGUAACUAAAUUGAAUCCAGAAGACACUUUUAUUGUUAAUGAAAAUGAAGUUAUCACAUUACCAAUAAGAAUUUGUAAUAUUAUUGAAAAUGAUAGUUGGUGGUGUGAUCUAAGAGAACUU